Messenger RNA from Echinostoma caproni, 522 nucleotides. NCBI's taxonomy places the organism in Eukaryota, Metazoa, Platyhelminthes, Trematoda, Plagiorchiida, Echinostomatidae. The record is from the annotation of a GenBank genome assembly.
AUGUUUAGCUUGUGGGCGUGGUACUACCCGGUUGCCCAGGCCGAGGUAGAGGGUUUUCUUGGGGGACCCUACCCGGAGCCUGAUCCGCAAGGCAGUGGGGUGGAGCAGGGAGUCCACGGUUCUCUGGGGGGUGGUGGGGUCCUCUUUAUUGACGAAGUGCAUAUGCUCGAUAUUGAGUGUUUCUCGUUUCUGAAUCGUGCCUUGGAAUCGGAUAUGGCUCCCGUGUUAAUCGUAGCCACCAAUCGAGGGAUCACAAGAAUACGUGGAACGAAUUACAGCAGUCCACACGGGAUUCCUAUUGAUUUAUUGGAUCGAUUGCUGAUUAUUUCGACCACAUCUUACACAGACAAAGAAAUUCAAGCAAUUUUAAAAAUCCGUUGUGAGGAAGAAGAUGUCGAUAUUUCAGAAGACGCACUCGUUGUCCUCACUCGAAUAGGCAUGCAAACCUCGUUGCGUUACGCUAUUCAGUUGAUCACCACUGCCAGUCUAGUUUGUCGGAAGCGAAAGGUGAGAUUCAAUUAG